AUGUCCGUUUACGUUAUCACUGGAGUGUCAAAGGGAAUCGGGUUCGAACUGGUCAAGCAGAUCUCUAGUGAUCCGAAUAACCUGGUCAUUGGUCUGGUCCGCGACAAGGCUGCGACUGAGAAGAAAGUGGCAACAGAACUGGGCAAACGUCCCAAUGUCCACAUUCUCCAUGCGGAUCUCAUCAGCUAUGCCAGCCUAAAGAAAGCAGCUACCGAGACUGGCAAGAUUCUUGGGGAUCGUGGGGUUGACUAUCUGGUUGCAAAUGGAGCUUUUCCAUCCCACUUCGACGCUUAUGAUCCCAUCGGUGCAUUGCGUGACAAGGUUGAGGAACUUGAGGAUGUCUCAUCGAAACUAUUCCAGACGAACGUCGUUGGGAAUAUCCACCUGUUCAACCUCUUCCUCCCUUUCGUCUUGAAGGCUAAGACCAAGAAAGUCAUCGCUAUCUCCAGUGGCCAUGCUGACCUCGAUCUGAUCAACAAUUUCGAGAUCGAGACAAGUACUCUAUACGCUGCCUCCAAGGCGGCCAUGAACGUCAUUGUUGCCAAAUUCAAUGCGCAGUAUAAGAAGGACGGUGUGCUCUUCGUCAGUAUGAGCCCAGGAGUGGUCGAGGUGGGCCAAUUCGCGAACUCAACUCCAGAACAGAUCCAGAGUUUGAUGGGGUUCAUGACCAAGAUUGCGGCAUAUGCUCCUGACUUCAAGGGUGCAACUCCAGUAGAAGAAGCCAUCCCAAUCAUGCGAUCAACCUGGGAGAAAAUCACUAUCGAAGAUGGUUAUGGUGGUGCAUUCAUUUCGCAAUUCGGAAACAAGCAGUGGAUAUAA
Molecule: messenger RNA, 819 nt
Organism: Exophiala bonariae
Lineage: Eukaryota; Fungi; Ascomycota; Eurotiomycetes; Chaetothyriales; Herpotrichiellaceae
Exons: 4
Coding region: 1-819 (272 amino acids)
Molecular function (GO): oxidoreductase activity, acting on the CH-OH group of donors, NAD or NADP as acceptor
Source: RefSeq, a predicted model, not a curated record